Messenger RNA from Diospyros lotus (date-plum), 1089 nucleotides. RefSeq lists its product as uncharacterized. The transcript is spliced from 2 exons. The coding region runs from base 1 to 1089 and encodes 362 amino acids. Lineage: Eukaryota; Viridiplantae; Streptophyta; Magnoliopsida; Ericales; Ebenaceae. The record is from RefSeq and is a predicted model, not a curated record.
AUGGGUUUGAAGAAGUCAAUUGUGAUGAUGCUGGACAUGGUGCUGAAGAUGUUUUUAAUUGUGAUGAUGUUUUUCCAUGGGAUUGAUGUUGAAAAAUUGGUCCAUAUCGAUGUUCAAGUUGGUGAUGGUGCUGAGCAGCCUACUUUUUUCCCAUCUUUCAGAUUAUCAAGGGUUAGUUUGGGAACAUCGUCUGAGGUGUCAGAAGUUGAGUUAAACCAAAUUUUUGCUUCAAAAUCUGAAUUGCAUCGAAGGAUGAGUUUGUUGGCAUUGAGAAAGAAUUAUGAAUAUAAGGUGGUAAAGUCAACUACGAAGGUAUUGUACAUGAAGUGUAAGCACGAUCAGUGUCAAUGGCGGUUGAGGGCAACAACGCUUGGCACUUCUUUUGGUAGGGUAGUUAGAAAAUAUGUAAAUACUCAUUCAUGUUCAUCUUCAAUAAUGCGGUCUGGUCAUUGCCAAAUGAAGAGCAGAGUAGUUGGUUCUCAUAUAAAACCCUAUUACGAGGAUGUGAAGCGUAUUCAUAAGCCUAAGAACAUUAUCAAUGAUGUUCGCAAGGAAUUUGUGGUCAACAUAAGUUAUUCAAAGUUGAAAAACCCUGGGACGAUUGCUGAAAUCGAGAGUGACAGUGAGAGCAAAUUCAAGUACCUGUUUAUGGAAAUUGGUGCAUGUCUUGCCAGAUUUCGUAGCCAAAUGCGGCUUGUAAUUGCAGUUGACGCUUGCUUUCUGAAGGGUAAAUAUCUUGGUAGUUUGUUUGUUGCCACAUACAAAGACGGUAACAACAAUGUAUAUCCUAUAGCAUGGGGAGUAGGAGAUUUCGAGAAUGAUGCCUCAUGGGAAUGGUUCUUCACUAAAUUGCGAUCAACAAUUGGCCAUGAGAUACCUGAUUUGGUAUUUGUGUCUAACAGGCAUAAAAGCAUCAGUAAGGCGGUACUGACGGUUUUCCCUAAUGCAUUACACGUACAUUGUAUAUAUCACAUUGGCCAGAACGUUAAGGCUAAAUUCAAGCAUGAAAAUGUGUAUGCUUUGUUCUACAAGGCAGCGAAGGCUUAUCGAGAAUCAGAAUUUCAUGAAUUGUUUAACGAGCUCGAGUGA